AAAGAAACUAGUCAGUAACCAACUGACCAUCUUUUGGCCUUCCUAAUGAGUAAUGGCACGCUGCUACUGCUUACCUAAAAGAGAGCCUUCUUCUUUCCUCACCCUUUUACACUCAUUUUAACUUUUCCUUUACCCUUUUUUCACAGUGUAAUGUCAGGAUUACAGCAAAUUAUCUCAAAUUAUUCCCACUAAUCCCAACAUAAAUUGUUUAAGAGUUGCAUAUAUACCAAAAGAUACCUUAUUUUUAGUUGUACCAGCUGAUUUCCUAGAUCUGUGGCUUGUUUUAGUAAAAAGUCUGUCAUUCUUCUCAAAGCUCAAGUUUAAGAUUUGAGGCUUCUGCAUUCAACCCAGAUAUUAACGACUGGCUUUCUUGCUGGUAAUGGUUAUGGACUUAGUACGAUUCUCUGUAAGCAUAGCUUAGUUUUACAAGCAAAUUUCUUGUAGGAGAUUCUUUUGAUCCCCCCUUCCACUCUUUUUCCAUUUUCUUUAAUGGAUAAACCCCAGGGUUUUAGCUUAGAUAUGGAAGUAUUUGGAAUGAAGAUUGGAUUUUUACUUGUGGGUUUUUGUUAUUUUCUAUGAAAUUGAGUUGUUUGUUUGAGAACAAUAUCAACUCCUUAUAGCUGCGGACAGGGGAAGUUUUUUCUGGUGAUAUUCUUUUUGGGCAUUGAAGAUGAUUCAGUUGCUGUAUUUAGUUUUGUUCGCCGAGGGGGUGGUAGCAUUUCUUUUAGUUGUGAAGAUUGGGCCAUUGAGGGAGCUGGUGAUUAAGGGUUUAGAUCAGGUUAAGAUGAGGAAGGGUACCGUUUUAACUAUUGCAGGUACUUUUGCUGCCAUUCUCCUAUCAAAUUUCAUCAGCAUUGUUAAGAUUCAGAACAAAGGUGCCAAACUUGGUACUAUGUCACCAAUGGAUCAGGUGCUGUGGAGAACCAACUUGCUUGAAGCUUCACUUAUGGGGUUCUCAUUGUUUCUUGGAUUUCUUAUCGAACGUAUGCAUCAUUACAUGCGAAAACUGGUUGGAUUAAGAAGUACUUCUGGAGUUUCUAAAAAGGAAAUUGAAAGGCUGGAGAAAGAAAAGCUAGAGCUUGUAGAAAAGGCAAAGAAAACUGAUGACGAGACGAAGGCGAUGAAGAAAGAAUUGUCCAACUUAACAGAGAAGCUGAACAAGCUUAAGACAGAGUCUGCCGAGAAGGACAAGCAAAUAGAGACUGCAGAAGCUCAUGUUACCGCCCUUCAGAAACAAGCUGCCGAUUUACUGCUAGAAUAUGACCGCCUUUUAGAGGACAACCAAAAUCUCCAGAACCAAGUACAAGGAUAUCGUGGUUGAGCUAUGGACUCCCAGCCAAUUAAAUUUUGGAAAUUUCGCUCGGAAGUUUGACACUGACUGAGUAUCUAGUUGCUUGCCAGCUUGACUCCUCACAAGUAAAAUGGUUUUGUAGACAGUUUUGUACUCCUCAAUUCUAUAAGUUCUUCUUGAUAUAAUAUAGAGAGUUGACCCAAAAUACUUGACAUCCAGCAUUCAUUUGAAAAUGGGGAUAGCAAGCUGCCAAAAUACUCAUCUUAAAGGCCUUCCCAACUAUAAGACUUGGUGCAGGACAUUUUUCUCUUAAAUUCUUCUUCUUCUUCUCUCUAUUCCAUGAAGAAGAAAUAUUCGAAUUAUUCUUCUUCUAUCGUAAUAGUGUCAAAUGAUUCACUAGUUUUUAUUCUUGAACUAGUAUUAUUGAGACUUGUAAUUCCUAUUCCCCCGUCCCAAAACUCCAGUUUGUUGAGCUUUUUAGCGACUAAGAAUUGACUCUUUGACUAUUGAACCAAGGAGGUUGUCGGGUUGGAUUGGUAACUGACAAACAUUGAGAAAUGGAGACUCUACAGUUUUAUGGACAAUUAUGGAGUAAACUGUUCUGUACAAACACAUUAGGCCAUUUACUCUUAUACCUUU
This is a messenger RNA of Oldenlandia corymbosa var. corymbosa, 1930 nucleotides long. The record is from the annotation of a GenBank genome assembly. NCBI's taxonomy places the organism in Eukaryota, Viridiplantae, Streptophyta, Magnoliopsida, Gentianales, Rubiaceae.